AUGUCUCUCAGAAUCCUUCGAAACUCAACCCUCCGCUACUCCCUGUCGCCCCUCCUCCGCGCCAGCUACCACAAAGCCCCCGAAGUGUAUCCCACCAAGGGCGAGGACGGGAUGUUCUGGAUGCCCUCUCCGUAUCCCGAUGACUAUGAGUAUCCGACGAUGAUCAAGAAGACCAGCGCCAAAAACGAGCAUGAGAAGUGGGAUGAGAUCGACGCGACCUUUAGCGAGGCGGCGAUCAAGGCGGAUCGGGGCGACGUGCGGUUCGAUAGGCACAGGACACAGGCGCGGCGCCAAUCGGUCGUGGAGACGGACACGGAGCCGAAUUUGCAUGAUAUGUAG
Aspergillus clavatus NRRL 1 is the source of this 339-nucleotide messenger RNA. RefSeq lists its product as uncharacterized. The transcript is spliced from 3 exons. Bases 1 to 339 code for a protein of 112 amino acids. NCBI's taxonomy places the organism in Eukaryota, Fungi, Ascomycota, Eurotiomycetes, Eurotiales, Aspergillaceae. The record is from RefSeq and is a predicted model, not a curated record.